Molecule: messenger RNA, 2178 nt
Organism: Gossypium raimondii (Peruvian cotton)
Lineage: Eukaryota; Viridiplantae; Streptophyta; Magnoliopsida; Malvales; Malvaceae
Exons: 4
Coding region: 50-370 (106 amino acids)
Source: RefSeq, a predicted model, not a curated record
UGGCUGACCCCCAACCUUUAUUCCCUCAAAUUGCUUAGUUUUUCCCCCGAUGUCUGUUGUAUCGCUGUCAUCUGCUGCAAUUUCCCCAAAUCUAAACAGCAACGCAGAAAAGAGAGAGAUAGAGAGAGGUGAGACAAAAAAGAAAGAAAGAAGAGGAAGUAGUAAAUCGACCUGCUGUUCUGUUCGCUUUCUCCAAAAAUUUCUCUCGAUCUAUGCAAUUAAUCUGAUUUUGAUUGUAUGGAAAAAUUCCUAUAAAGGGGGAGGGGGACAGUGGAGACCUUGUGUAAACAAGUCUUAUGAAGGUUAUUCCAAAAGGACAAGGAAGAGAAGCACACUGUGGCCACGUUGUGAAUGUAAGUUCUUUUGUUGAUAUGUUUCAUUGCUGUAAUUUUUCAAAAAGUUGAAGCUUUUGUCAUUUUACUGUUAGUGGUAUAUUCUAACUAGAGGUGCUGAUGGGCCAGGUUCAGGCUGGACUCAACUAAAAAUUCAGGCCCAUUUACUAGGCAUGGGCCCGACCCAAAAAAAUGGGCCUAAAAUUUUAUCCAAGCCUGACCCGGAUAAAAAUGCUAAAACCCGGGCCCGACCCAACCCACUCGUAUUAAUUUUUAUAUUAAUUUUAUAUAAUUUUUAAAUAUAUAUAAUACAUUAAAAAUACUAAAAAGAUCAAAAUAAAUAUUUCCCAACAAAUUGAAAAUAAUUUUUAAAAAAUAUGUAGACUUAAAUAACACUAAGAUAAAUGCAACUUAACAAGCAAAUGCCUCUAAAAUAAUAACAAAAUUAACAAGUGCCUUUAAAAUAAUAACAAAAUUAACAAUAAAAUAAGUUUUAUACAAUAUACAAACAAUAGCAACAAAAUAGUAGCAACAUAAUAGUAAAAUGGUAGCAAAAUAUGGAGAAAACAACAAGAAAAUAACAUUAAAAAAAAAAGAUCAAAUUUUUUUUGUCAUUUAGUGAAUCCGGGCUCGGGCCAAAAAAUGCCUUACUCGAGGCCCGACCCGUUUUUUAAACGGGCCUUAUUUUUUUUCAAGCCCAUUUUUCGGGCCUAUAUUUUUGUCCAAACCCUCCCACAUUUUGAGCUGGCCUUCGGGCCAGGCUGGGUGGCCCGAUCCAUGAACAGGUCUAAUUCUAACCAAGUAGAUCAACAGAGUUAAAUGUUUGAACUUCACUCGAAAAAACUUAAAAUAGGGCUAAGUUUGAUAGAGUUUUAUUCUUCAAAUUUGAUAUUGAUUCUAAAAGUUAGUGAGCUAUUCAAUUAGCCUCAUAUCAUUAAAGAUAAAAUCAAGCUCAUACACUUUGUGAUAGAGAGAUUUGUUAUUGAGUUAACCGCUCAAUUACAUACAUGUAUGAGCAAGACUUGGCUUCCCUACACUCCUAGUAAGGAUGAGUUUCAAUUGGAGGUUCAUUCUUUGUUAAUCAAAUUUUAUAAAAAAAAACAACUUUUAGUUAAUUUUUAUUUGAUAAAUUGAAAAAAGAUAAAUAUUGAAUAACUAAAGCUUGAUUCUGCAUUUGCUUAAAAAGAGAAGAAGUAUGAAUAUGCUUUUAUUAGGUUUUGAAGUUGUAAUAUAUUAUUUUGUAGUGAUUUUACAACUAAUGAGAUUUUACAUAAUAGAAGAUGGCAUAGAAGGUCCAUUAAUAAGACACUGGGAUAAUGUGGUCUAAAAGUUAAAUAUUGUUGGUUGAAUGAAAUAAAUUUAUUUAAACUACUAAAUAUUCCUAAAUUUUAAUUUGGAAUAUUAUAUUAAGAGGUGCUUAAAAUGAUUAACUAGUUAUGUCACUCAAACUCAUGGUAAGUGUUGAAUACAACUAUGUGUCUGAAAUGGGUAUACUCAAAUUUUUAAAAAAAUUGUGUGAUGAAUUAACUAGACCUAUAGUAAAAAAACUUUUAUUGAUAAAAUAGUACAAAAUUAAAUAAUUGUGUUAAUUAAUUUUGACUAUAUUGGUGGGACCUUUUCUUUAAAAGAGAACAAUUAUUUUAUUUUAUUUUAAAUUAAAUCCUUAUAAUAUAAGUCUUAUUUUAAAAUUUUGAUAAUCGACUCAUUAAAAUAAUUAGUUGAAAAUCAAAAUAAUCUUUUAAUUAUAUAUAAAAAUGUGUUAGAUUAAUUAUUGCUUUUAUUAAUUUUAAAAAUAUAAUUUAAUCUAAAUUGUAGGUGUAAAAUAAAAGACUUAAUUCCACUUUGC